Xylona heveae TC161 is the source of this 2439-nucleotide messenger RNA. RefSeq names its product putative ABC transporter. Lineage: Eukaryota; Fungi; Ascomycota; Xylonomycetes; Xylonales; Xylonaceae. Gene Ontology annotation, molecular function: ATP binding; ATP hydrolysis activity. The record is from RefSeq and is a predicted model, not a curated record. The transcript is spliced from 3 exons. The coding region runs from base 320 to 2212 and encodes 630 amino acids.
AAAACAAUACGACAAAGGCAUUCGAAGACUCCUUCGUCCUUUUUAUCUUCAUUUCCAAAUAAUUGAAAAAAAGAGGGGGUUUUGCAGAGCAGAACUCUUGCAGCAUUCAAAUUUUUAUUCCUUUCCUCCUCCUUCCCUCCUUCCCACAACGUCAUUUCCAGCUUUUUUCCUCGCAAAAAUCUUAAGGGCGCUGGACCGCCACGCCAAUCGAUAAGGCUAUAUUACGACCCCACCCAAUUCGCCUUUUUCAACCUACACCCACGACACAGUCUACUCCUCCCUCUUUCUUUCGUUGCUUGUACUCCACAACGCAUUAAAGAUGGUUUCAGCCUCCAAAGCAGCUCGUCAGGCCAAGCGUGCCGACGGUGGUGAGAAGAAGAAGACCACCACUUCCAGACUGUCUUCCAAGGCCGCCUCCAAGGCCUCUUCUGUCAACGGUGACGAGCCUCUGCUUGACGCCGAUGGCAACCCCCUUCCCGAGUCUGAACAGCCAGCAACCUCGGCUGCGAAGCUUGAGGGUAUCAAGAAGUUGACCCUGCAGGAAGACGACGAAGGUAUCUCCGACCGUGUUACCACCGGUGUGCUGGCUUCUCUGCCUGCCAGCCGUGAUGCCAAAAUCACUUCCGCUUCCUUGGUCUUCCACGGCAAGGUCCUUUUCAACGACAGCACUCUCGAACUCAACUAUGGCAGAAGAUAUGGUCUUUUGGGUGAGAACGGCUGCGGCAAGUCCACCCUUCUGAAGUCCAUCUCUAAGCGAGAGUUCCCUGUCCCCGAACACAUUGAUAUCUACCUUCUGAACGAAGGUGCUCCCCCCACCGAUUUUGGUGCCCUUGACUGGGUUGUCAGGGAGGCAGAGAACGAGUUGGCUCGUCUUGAGAGACAAGCCGAAGAGGUUCUCGAAAAUGAGGGUCCUGAAAGCCCUAUCCUUGAAGACCUUUAUGAGCGCAUGGAAACCAUGGACCCUCAAACUUUCCACACCCGUGCCUCCUUGAUCUUGACCGGUCUCGGUUUCAACAAGAACACCAUCAACAAGAAGACCAAGGACAUGUCUGGUGGUUGGCGUAUGCGUGUGGCCCUUGGAAAGGCCCUCUUCGUCAAGCCUUCAUUGCUUCUUUUGGACGACCCCACUGCUCAUCUUGACCUCGAGGCGUGCGUGUGGCUGGAAGAGUAUCUGAAGAAGUGGGACCGUACAUUGGUUCUCGUCUCUCACUCCAUGGACUUCCUCAACGGUGUCUGCACCAACAUGAUUGACAUGCGCAUGAAGCAGCUCCUCUACUAUGGUGGUAACUACGACUCUUACCACAAGACUCGCUCCGAGCAGGAGACGAACCAGAUGAAGGCGUACGCCAAGCAGCAGGAAGAAAUUCAGCACAUCAAGAAGUUCAUUGCUUCCGCCGGUACUUAUGCCAAUCUUGUCCGUCAAGCCAAGUCUCGUCAGAAGAUUCUGGACAAGAUGGAGGCCGAUGGCUUCAUCCAGCCUGUGCAGCCGGACAAGGUCUUCACCUUCCGUUUUGCCGAUGUCGAGAAGCUUCCCCCUCCCGUCCUUUCCUUCGAUGAUGUUACCUUCUCAUACUCUGGCAAGGCCGAGGACAACUUGUAUGAGCAUCUCGACUUGGGUGUCGACAUGGAUUCCCGUACUGCUCUUGUCGGCCCCAAUGGUGUCGGCAAGUCGACUCUCCUUCGUAUCAUGACCGGUCACCUUUCCCCCACUUCCGGCAACGUCUCUCGUCACACCCACUUGAAGUUGGGUAUCUACAGCCAGCACUCUGCUGAUCAGCUCGAUCUCACCAAGUGCGCUCUCGACUUUGUGCGCGACAAGUAUGGUUUCAAGUCUCAGGACUACCAGUACUGGCGUCAGCAGCUCGGCCGUUAUGGUCUGACCGGAGAGGCCCAGACCGCCUUGAUGGGUACUCUGUCUGAGGGUCAGAAGAGCAGAAUCGUCUUCGCUCUGUUGGCCAUUGACGGACCAAACAUGCUUUUGCUCGACGAGCCGACCAACGGUCUUGAUAUUCCCACCAUUGACAGUUUGGCCGACGCCAUCAACGCCUUCAGCGGUGGUGUUGUUGUCGUCUCUCACGACUUCAGAUUGCUUGACAAGAUUGCCAAGGACAUUAUGGUCUGCGAGAACAAGACGGUUACCCGAUGGGACGGCAGUAUUGGUCAAUACAAGAACCACCUCCGGAAGAAGAUGAUUGAGAAGGGUGCUGUCUAAUUUAUUUCGAGACAUGAGAUAUGAUGAUGUUGGAGAAACUGCUCAUUAAAAGUCGACACGGACGAUGAUGUCGUCCGUGUGUAUAUCCCUUUAUCUAGACACGCGCCGAGAAUCAUGCGUUGAACAAAUCCGCAUUGGGAUGUUUUAUUUUACCCAGUAGAGGCGUUUAGAUUGAUCAAUUUAAAAAUUGAUGACAUUUUAAAAAAUAAUUUCUUUGCUGAAGCUAG